GUUAUAAAAUGAUCGUGAAAAUCUUCAGCACAAAAACAGGUUAACAGCUUUACUUGAGCCACAGCAGGCCUUCAGAGAGCAUCGCCCUGCAGCUGGAACCAUGAAGCUCAGGUGGAUCAUUCUGGUGUUUGCUCUGGGAUUGACAGCAGCCAGACUAACCGGUGAUACAGAAAUUGAUGUUGACGAAGGCCAUGACUGGGACAUCAUUAACAUCAAUGAAGCGGCUGGGCUGGACCUGUUGGAAGGAGAUAUUAAUCAGGAAAAAACAUCCGACAGAAACUCCAUCAUAGGUGAUCAAUAUCGCUGGCCAACAACCAUCCCCUACUACUUAGAGGACAGCCUGGAGAUGAAUGCAAAGGGGGUGAUCCUGAAGGCUUUCGAUCAGUACAGACUGAAGACCUGCAUUGAUUUCUCGCCGUGGAAAGGAGAGGAGAACUAUAUCUCUGUUUUUAAAGGCAAUGGAUGCUACUCCUAUGUUGGCAACCGGCAUGUGGGGAAGCAGGAGCUUUCCAUUGGUAGCAACUGUGAUAGUCUGGGAACAGUUGAACAUGAGUUCCUGCAUGCUCUCGGCUUCUGGCACGAGCAGUCCAGAGCUGACCGUGAUGACUACGUCAACAUCAUUUGGAAUCAGAUUCAGUCCGGUAAAGAGCACAACUUCAACACAUAUGAUGACACAGUGUCCAGCGCACUGGGGGUUCCCUAUGACUACGGUUCUGUGAUGCACUACAGCAAGACAGCCUUCAGCAUCGGCUCAGAGCCGACCAUCGUCACAAAGAUCCCCCACUUCAUGAAUGUGAUUGGCCAGAGGAUGGGGUUCAGUUCUAGUGACCUAACUAAGCUCAACCGCCUCUACAACUGCACCACGUCUUCCACCUUUGUGGACAGCUGUAAUUUUGAGGAGGAGAACAUCUGCGGGAUGAUUCAGGGCUCUGGCGAUGCAAAGUGGGAGCAGCUUGCUUCAGUGGCUGGAGGACCUCAGACUGAUUUCACCAAUUUGGGACAAUGCGAAGGGAAAGGUUACUUCAUGCACUUCAGCACAGCCUCUGCACUACCUGGCGAGCGUGCUUUUCUGGAGAGUCGCUGGCUUUAUCCCAAAUCUGGACCCCAGUGUCUGCAGUUCUUCCUCUAUAACUCCGGGGCAGACGAUGAUGUUCUCAACAUCUGGGUGAGAGAGUACGACAAGGCCAACCCCAACGGGAAAAUGAAGCUCUUCCACAGCAUUUCAGGAGGUGUCAUGGGCUCCUGGGAGCUGCACAACAUCAACCUGAAUGUGACACAGAAGGCCCGAGUGGUUUUUGAGGGCGUGAGGGGAAUGAAUCCAUCAAAGGGAGGUUUCUCUUUGGAUGACAUUAACCUGUCAUCCACAAAGUGUCCUCAUCACAUCUGGCAUGUCCGUGGCAUCAACGAGCUGCUGGCCACCACACCAGCUGGAAAGAGAAUGGGCAGCCCUCGCUUCCUGUCACCAACAGGUUACACCUUCCAGGUAGGUGUGUACCUAAACGGACAAAGCAGCAAUCCAGGGUAUAUGGCCAUCUACUUCCACCUGACCUCAGGCCCCAAUGACGACAAUCUCAAGUGGCCAUGUCCAUGGCACCAAGUAACCAUGACCUUGAUGGAUCAGCAGUCCGACAUCAGGCAGCACAUGAACAUGAACCGAAUGAUCACAACCGACCCUGAGAGGAAGUCCUCUGAUGGUACUGAGUUCUUCUGGGAUAAUCCCAAGAUUGUGGGCUCUAAAAUAACUGAGUCUGAUGGCAGUUAUUACUAUCGAGGCCCAGGGUUAGGAACAAGUAGCUUCAUCACCCACGACAGACUGAGGAGCAGAUACUUCAUCAAAGGAGACGACGCCUUCUUCCUCUUCAGUCUGGAAGAUAUAUCAGACUUGUUGAAGACGCAGCCCAUGCCCGACUCUGCCGUCCAUGGUGAUGAGAGACCGAUAAAGGCAGCAGAUCAAGCAGCUCCACAGGGAGCUGUCAAUAACACCACUGUAGUCAUAGCUAUCGCUGGAUCAGUGGCAGGACUCAUGCUGGUGGUUUCCAUGCUGAUUGUGGGGAAAGCCUGGAGGACGAGUAAGAUGAGGAGACAGCAGGAGAGCACGGAGGGGGUGAUCAUACAUAACAUAUCUGGAUUCGUGGAAGAGCAACCAAGUAAAGAUGUAUCAUCUCCUUUCACUACACCGUGAUGGGCAGUCAAAGGAAACAUGUGACAGUGGCCAGAACAGAAACCACAUUAUGAGUGACUCAGUGAUUUCUGCAAUUGUUUAAUCAGAUUGUCACCAAGUGCAAUCUGACUUUAAAUAAAAUAAAAUCUGACAGCAUUUGUCCA
Molecule: messenger RNA, 2325 nt
Organism: Oreochromis niloticus (Nile tilapia)
Lineage: Eukaryota; Metazoa; Chordata; Actinopteri; Cichliformes; Cichlidae
Gene: mep1ba
Product: meprin A subunit beta a
Exons: 15
Coding region: 101-2182 (693 amino acids)
Biological process (GO): proteolysis
Cellular component (GO): membrane
Molecular function (GO): zinc ion binding; metalloendopeptidase activity; protein binding
Source: RefSeq, a predicted model, not a curated record